CAAGUGGUCUUCUCCCAUAUGUGGGGGUUCGGCUUCCAUCCCCUAUAUAUACCUCCUCUCGCUCCCCACUCUCUUCAUUCCCACUCACAGUCUCCCAUUUCAAUUCCUUAUUCUUCGCCAUGCCUGCUUCUCUCGCAGCUCCCUCUUCUUCUCCAGCUAAACUCCCUAAACACUCUCCCUCUCCUCAUUCCUCUCUCUCUUCUUGCUCCCUCCAAGCCCUCCAAUUCCCCAACCACUACCAUCAACAUCAACCCUCCCCUCCUCUGCCACCAAAAUGGAACUUUCUUCAGAAGGCAGCGUCUCUCGCGUUCGACGCCGUCGAAUCUGCCUUGCUUUCCCGCGACCGUCUUCACCCUCUUCCCAAAACUGCUGACCCCGCUGUCCAAAUCGCAGGCAACUUCGCUCCGGUGCCAGAGAACCCGGUCCACCACUCCCUCCCCGUCGCCGGCUCUAUUCCCUCUUGCAUUCGUGGAGUUUACCUCCGUAAUGGAGCCAAUCCCCUUCACCAACCAGUAGCCGGUCACCACUUCUUUGACGGCGACGGCAUGGUCCACGCCGUUCAAUUCAAAGACGGGUCUGCCAGCUAUGCCUGCAGAUUCACCGAGACGCACCGUCUAGUUCAGGAAAAAGCUUUGGGUCGCCCAGUGUUCCCCAAAGCAAUUGGUGAGCUUCAUGGUCACUCUGGCAUCGCUCGUCUGCUUCUGUUCUAUGCUCGUGGACUCUUCGGCCUAGUCGAUGGAGAGCGUGGAAUGGGCGUGGCUAACGCCGGAUUGGUGUAUUUCAACAAUCAUCUUCUUGCUAUGUCUGAGGAUGAUUUGCCUUACCAUGUCCGAGUCACCCCCAGUGGAGACCUUAAGACCGUUGGUCGUUAUGAUUUCGAUGGGCAGUUAAAAUCGACAAUGAUUGCGCAUCCAAAAGUGGACCCUGUCACUGGAGAUCUCUUCGCUCUGAGCUAUGAUGUCGUCAGGAAACCAUACUUGAAGUACUUCCGCGUCUCCCCGGAUGGUGAAAAAUCCCCUGACGUUCCUAUUAAUCUCUCUGAGCCCACUAUGAUGCACGAUUUCGCUAUAACAGAGAGGUUCGUGGUAAUCCCGGAUCAGCAGGUGGUGUUCAAGCUUUCUGAGAUGAUUCGGGGUGGCUCUCCGGUGAUAUAUGAUAAGAAAAAGAUGUCCCGGUUUGGGAUUUUGGACAAGAAUGCGAGCGAUGCCUCUGGGGUGAGAUGGGUUAAGGCACCUGAUUGCUUCUGUUUUCAUCUCUGGAAUGCAUGGGAAGAACCAGAGAGUGACGAGGUUGUGGUGAUUGGGUCUUGCAUGACACCAGCGGACUCCAUUUUCAAUGAAUGCGACGAGAGCUUGAAGAGUGUUCUCUGCGAAAUCCGAUUGAACUUGAAGACAGGGAAGUCGACGCGCCGACCCAUUAUUUCUGAAACAGAGCAGGUGAAUCUAGAAGCCGGAAUGGUGAAUAGGAACAAGCUUGGGAGGAAGACGAGGUUUGCGUAUUUGGCACUUGCGGAGCCGUGGCCCAAAGUCUCGGGGUUUGUCAAAGUGGACCUUUUAACUGGAGAUAUUAAGAAGUAUUUCUAUGGGGACGAAAGAUUCGGAGGGGAGCCGCUGUUUCUUCCCAGAGACGAAAAUUCAGAAAGAGAAGAUGAUGGGUAUAUCCUAACAUUUGUGCACGACGAGAAGGAGCGGACAUCACAGCUGCGAAUUGUGAAUGCCACGAAUUUGAAAUUAGAGGCUUCCAUUAAGCUGCCCUCCAGAGUUCCAUAUGGUUUCCACGGAACAUUCAUCCAUUCAAAGGAUUUGCAGAAGCAGGCCUGAGACUAAUUCAUCAAGUAUAGCGGAGGAGAUGCAUCAGAGGGAUGGUUGCAGAUAUAGAUAUGACCCCGGAAUCUCUUCCUCCAUAACUUUUUCAUUCAUUUUGUGGGUUGGGAUCUGAUUGAAUUGAGAGGUCUUGGAGACCAGCGAGUAGUUUUCUUGGUGUAGUUAGCAAUGGAGCUCUGCUGGUUUCGGCUUAUUCUUUCACUAGGAAAACUAUAAUAUAGAAUUUGAUGUACUCUGUGUUUACCAUCUUCAUGACACGUAUGUAAAUGUACAACAAUAUUUUACUUCCUGUACCUAUCACCUCCUUUUUAAUCAGAAUCAGACAGAAUUCACUAUUCUUUUUUGGCA
Molecule: messenger RNA, 2171 nt
Organism: Prosopis cineraria
Lineage: Eukaryota; Viridiplantae; Streptophyta; Magnoliopsida; Fabales; Fabaceae
Product: 9-cis-epoxycarotenoid dioxygenase NCED1, chloroplastic-like
Exons: 1
Coding region: 120-1820 (566 amino acids)
Biological process (GO): carotene catabolic process
Cellular component (GO): chloroplast stroma
Molecular function (GO): carotenoid dioxygenase activity
Source: RefSeq, a predicted model, not a curated record